AUGGAUAACAGGGAUAUAGAGGAUGUCCUGAAUAUGGACAUCACGUCUUUGCUGGAAUCGUGUGAACUCUAUCAGGGAUACACCGUGCCGGAGAGGACCGUUCCCUCGUCUACUCCAGAUAACACCCUGGACUUGGAUAUCGACAAGUAUCUAAACCUACCACUGGAGACAAGGUCGAAAUCAUGCAACCCACCUUUAGAGGAAGGUGCAAAUGGAGACUCAAUUGUGGACGAUAAUCUCUUGGAGGAAAUUGAUCAACUUAUCAAUGCCUCAGCUAUCUCUCAUGGUAUACCGACAAGCGAGAUUGGGCCUCCCAAGGAAUCCUCUAGUUGCUUCAAUGGUACUGGUGGUGGUAAUGCCGCUACCAACGGCACAGUGCCAGGUACUGUUGACAUGUACCCACAACGAAGCAUAACGAAGAAGCCCUCGUAUAAAAGACUUUCCACCACCCCGCAAUCACCGAGUUCAAUGAAGAGAAUUGCAAGAUCCCCCACUCAACAAUCAAAUACACAGUUUGGAAUGGCACAUGCAGCUGCUAUGCUUGCCACCAAUAACUCACCUAGUAAAAAUUGUUCAAAUAUGGUGUAUCAUGAAAAUGCAAAGGCAGCAGCAGCACAGGCUAUUGGAUCCGCUCAACAUAGGAAGCCAAUAACAUUCAAAACAAGUGUGAAAAGAAACGCCAAUUAUCAAAAUGCUAAGCUGAAAAAUGCCAGUAUUCAAUCGUCUAAUGCUUCUGUAUACUCCACUCAUUCCAAGAUUUCUAACGUGUCCAACAACUCUUCUACUUUUGAUUCCUUUUACUCGCCAUCAACUGACACACUGGAAACAAUAAUUUCAUUUGAUCAACCUCGUAGGUUCACCUCAGAUAAUAUCGAAUCGAGACAUUCUACAAGAACUUCAAGUACUUCAAGCUCUCACGAACUUGUUGCUUUAACUCCAUCCCCCGUUGUAAGCCCAAGGUAUCAGCAAAUUACAUUCACACCACCUAAUACGAUUGGAAAAUCACCACAUUCUGAACCUCUUACCCCGAUAUCCAAGACAACAAUGAAAUUCUCUCAAUUGUCUACAAAAUCCCCCGAAAAAAAGACAUUUCCUUCAUUAGAAUCAGUUGCAAACGCUGCAAAUACUACACCCCAACUUUCCGUUUGGAAGACAAGACCGCAACACCCUAAAACGCAACAUGUAAACCAUUCAAAACCAAAACUAUCGCCUUCACAUAGUUCGAAAAGACCUCCCCACAGAAAUACACUGAAACUCAACACUUUUGUGGACCGCCAACAGUCUGAGCACCAAUAUCCAUUCCCGACGCCUUACCACCAAACUUCAUCACUUUCACCACCACUGCAAGUACCACCACCACCACCACCAUUACCAUCAUCUUCAAAAUCAUCCUCCUUCUCCCCCAAACAAUAUACCCAAUCAAAUGCUGGAUAUAAUUUACUAGAUUUUUCUAAUUCACCCAUUACUAUCGUUUCCAACUAUACUACUAAAAAUUAUCGCAACUCUGUAACAUCUACGACAUCCUCAAACUCUACUAUUUCUAACACCUCAACACAUACAAACAAUGCUCCUAAACAGCCCAAUAUUGCCCCUUCUAAAAGCAUAAUUGGACCUUCAUUCAAAUAUACCAAUUCCUAUGCUUAUGCGAAGGAAAAAUCUUCAACAAAUAGUCAUAAGCACGUUAAAUCGGAAACACGUCCAUUAAACACUGGCCCGGUUAAGUGUGAUUUCCGCAGCCUGGUCAAUACAUUCAACAAAAAGGAAAAGCGGAAACAGCAUCCUAAAGUUUAUUCUAAUAUGAACCAAGGAAUGUCUGAGUUUCAGGUGAAUAUUGGGAAGUAG
Pichia kudriavzevii is the source of this 1842-nucleotide messenger RNA. RefSeq lists its product as uncharacterized. Bases 1 to 1842 code for a protein of 613 amino acids. The transcript has a single exon. Lineage: Eukaryota; Fungi; Ascomycota; Pichiomycetes; Pichiales; Pichiaceae. The record is from RefSeq and is a predicted model, not a curated record.